GGCAGAUUAUCCUCCCUGUGGAUCCAGGCAGGCAGGCAGCAGGUGGCUGGAGACAGAAAUAUGGGAAACGCAGACAGCAAACUUCACUUCAGGAAAGCGGUGGUCCAGCUGACAACCAAAACUCAGCCCGUCGAAGCCUCCGACGACGUGUUCUGGGAUCAGUUCUGGGUGGACUCCUCCACCACGGUUCAGGAUGUUUUCGCUCUGGUUCCUGCGGCAGAGAUCAGAGCCGUCAGAGAGGAGUCUCCGUCAAACCUGGCAACCCUCUGCUACAAGGCAGUGGAGAGGCUGGUCCGGGGAGCAGACUCCGGCUGCCCCUCGGAGAAAGAGCGCCAGACCGUGUUGAACUGCACCCGCCUGCUCACCCGCAUCCUGCCCUACAUCUUCGAGGACGCCGACUGGAGGGGCUUCUUCUGGUCCACCAUCCCCGGCAGAGCGGGGCACUUGGACCACGAUGCUGAUGACGAAGGUCGGCCUCUGGCUGAGUCCCUGCUGCUGGCCAUUGCUGACCUGCUCUUCUGUCCAGAUUUCACCAUCCAGAGCCACAAGAAGAACAGCCCGGUGAGUCUGGCAACCCCCCCGCAUCACUGA
This is a messenger RNA of Neolamprologus brichardi, 591 nucleotides long. Lineage: Eukaryota; Metazoa; Chordata; Actinopteri; Cichliformes; Cichlidae. The record is from RefSeq and is a predicted model, not a curated record.